This is a messenger RNA of Dentiscutata erythropus, 540 nucleotides long. The record is from the annotation of a GenBank genome assembly. NCBI's taxonomy places the organism in Eukaryota, Fungi, Glomeromycota, Glomeromycetes, Diversisporales, Gigasporaceae.
AUGUCCAGACACCAACUUUUACAAACUAAAACUUUACAAUAUUGCUUAAAAGCACCUAAAACUACAAAAAAUACAACUCUUAAUUAUGAUAAUAUUUCAAUAUUCCAAGUUAAUAAUAAUUGGCCGCAGCAAGAAGAUUCAAAUGAAAUCGAUGAAAUUGAAACCCAAAAUUGGCAACAUGAUAACCAAGAAUUUGGAUAUGACGAUAACAACAAUAGAAACUUCAAAUAUUAUAAUAGAGAACCUAAUAAUGACAAAUUGAAUGAAACAAGUUGGAAUAAUAUGGAAUAUGACAAUGAAAUUCAGAAGAUCAAUUUGGCAUAUUUGACAACUUUACAACUAUGGCGAUGUUUACCAAAAACAGCUUAUUACAACUUAAUUCAAAUUUUACUUCAUUCACAAUUUGAUAAAACUUAUCUAAUUACUAAUCUACCAACACUCAAAAAAUAUUGUGAAAAAUUACCUUUAAUGCAAAUCCGAAGUCAUAAAGUUCCAAUUAAUACUCGAAAUACACCAUCUACAACAAAAAAUUUUACAAAA